ACGUCAGACUAUCUCCAUACAAUAUUUAAUGUAUAACUUUUUAAUAUUUGGGAGUUUUUUCUAUACUUUCUGGUUUUAUUUUUCUUAUUGAUUUCCUUAUUGAUUUCUUUAGCGUGCGCUAAAGUGCUCCAAAUUUUCUUGUAAGAAGCGAACGGAGUACUUGUAUGAGAGAUGGAGCGAGAGAUUUUCGCAUACGCUAGAGUUUAUCUUGUUUUGGCAAUUCUUUCGCGUACGCUAAAGUGCUCUACAUUUCCUAUAUAUAAAAGAAGCAACAGAAGUGACUUAUGAAGGAUGAAUGGAACAUCUCUAUGUAUAAGUACUCCGUUUGCUUCUUAUAAGAAAAUUUGGAGCACUUUAGCGUACGCGAAAGAAUUGCUCUUAAAAAUACUAACGUGCCCGAAAAGUUUAUAUCUAGCGUGCGCGAAAGAUCUAGCGUACGCGAAAGGUUGAUUUUUCUAGCGUGCGCGACAGAUUUAGCGCACGCGAAAUUUUCCCGGAAAAUUUAUUAGUUGAUUUCACACGCUACAAAGUUUUCGCGCACGCUAAAUUACAUUUCGCGUACGCGAUAUCGGCCGAGGAGACACACUCAUAUAUUUAUAAGUGUCCGGCAUUUAAAGAGAAUUUUACAGUGUCUUGGUUUAAGAAGAAAAGGUAUUGAGGAAAGUAGCUUGGAAGAUAUUUGUGCUGCUAUAAUUGAAGAAUUGGAUGGUAGUGGUUGCUGCGUGGGUUAUAAAACAUUGUGGCGACGUUUACAGCAACGUUUAUGGCCUUAGUGUAUAUCGCUACACAGUUUUGGAGCUGUUACAUGUUUUAGAUCCUGAAGGUAUUAAUGAUAGGCUACGUCACAGGCUGAAAAGACGAGUAUAUCAUGUACCUGGUCCCAAUUUCUUGUGGCACAUAGAUGGGUACGAUAAACUCAAGCCCUAUGGCUUUGCAAUCCAUGGUGGGAUUGACGGAUUUUCCAGGAAAAUUCUAUGGUUAGAGGUAGCCAGUACCAAUAACAAGCCAGAGGUUAUUGCAUAAUAUUAUUUAAAAACCCUACAACGGAUGAACUUAAUUCCAACUUUAAUACGAUCUGAUCAUGGGACUGAGAAUUGUUGGGUCGAAUCUCUUCAUCAAGCUCUGCGUCACAAACACGAAGAUCAGUUAUCCGGACCUAAAAGUUUUAUUAAAGGCAAACGUACUUCAAAUCAGGCAUAUUGGUCUCAGAUGAGACGUCAAGGUGUUCAUUUCUGGAUCAAUUUAUUCAAGGAUUUGAUUGAUGCUGAUUUGUUUCAUGACUCUGAUCCUGUACAUGUAGAGCUGUUGAGAUACUGCUUUGGCCCUCUUUUGGCUUACGAUUUAGAAAUGAUAAAAAUAGAAUGGAAUCGACAGCGAAUAAGAAAACAAAAAUGUCGUGAUUUGGUACCAGGGAAGCCAAAUUGUUUAUAUUACAAUCCAGAAAUGUAUGGGAGAAGAGAUUAUAAAAAAUCAGUUGAUCAGCAUGAAAUUAUAACAUACUUACAAGAAUUCACCAUCAAACCACACCUUUUUCAAUCACUCACUGAAGAGUUGGUAAAACUUUUAAAAGAGGAUGUAACGGUACCAACUAGUAUAGAAGCAGCCUUAUAUCUUUUUGUCGAACUUACAACUUUAACAGAUGAAUACCAACAGGAGAAUAAUUGAAAGCAAUAUAGAAUCAGAAUGCCACCAGUUUAAACCAUCGCCUGUUAGGCUGACUAAAAAUAUGUACCAAGCGUCGUUAGUCUCUGCUGUAACUACUUUAAAAACGUUAAGUAUUCAAUAGCUAUUUAUUAUUGUUUUUUUAUAUAUUUACUUGGUUAUUUUUCCUAACUAGAUAGCCUACCCGUAGCCGAAUUAUAAUCACAAAAAAGUGCGUUACGGCAAGUUCGAGAGAGAGAAAGACACAGAUGAAAAGGGAUAGUAAGAGCAGACGCUCCGAAAUUACUGUGUGUGCCAGCCGUCCUAUACUUACCGAAAAUAGGAUUCAGAAGGGAGAGAAAGAGAGGAGCUCAGCACCGGAACUCUGUGUGGCAGAGUCGUUUUUCUCUCGUUUCCGGACUUUGACUUUGAGCUCAGUGAACCGGGAGCGAGAGUCGUGAACUCUGCGACGCAGGAAGAACUUGGAAUUUUUGGAUUUUUAUUUUGUCAUCGGAGAGACACGCGCGCGAAGACGAAUCAGUUGGGUCGUUGACGAUCGAGUUUGGAGUGUUUGCUUUGAAUCUGGUCUUAAUGACACGUUCUUUACGCUCUAGCGAAAAUUCAACUUACUUUGAACUACGUGAAAAGAAGUUAAUAUACUGUAGCAAUAUUUUGAGAUGCAAUAUCUUUUUGUACUUUAGAGAGAGCGAUUUUGAUAACUUUACAGUAAAUAUGAAGGGACUAGUCGAGACGCUGGCGGUACAAAGAUAUAACUUUUGAAAUAAUAAACGAUGAGAGAUUGUAGUUAAUACCAGAUCGGCCAUGACGCGUAAAAUUUUUGUCGGAUCGGUGAUAAUUGUACAGUUGAAAACUAAUAACUUUCUCUCGAUGUAACCGAUGAUAGUUGUACGUGUAAUUUAAUUAUUAUGUCAACGUGCAAUCUAUAAUACGUAAGCAGAUAGG
Molecule: messenger RNA, 2604 nt
Organism: Nasonia vitripennis (jewel wasp)
Lineage: Eukaryota; Metazoa; Arthropoda; Insecta; Hymenoptera; Pteromalidae
Exons: 2
Coding region: 1048-1665 (205 amino acids)
Source: RefSeq, a predicted model, not a curated record